CUGCGCAUAGCCCGCUUCCCCGAGCGGAAAGUGGCCGGCGCUUCUCGCGAUGGAGACGGUCACUUCUUCAGACAGCUCCCUAGCUUUGGAGAGUGAGCAUCCUCCAGAGACCGCAGAGUCCAACAACAGCGUGUAUACGUCCUUCAUGAAGUCUCAUCGCUGCUAUGACCUGAUCCCUACAAGCUCCAAGUUGGUUGUAUUUGAUACUUCCCUGCAGGUGAAGAAAGCUUUCUUUGCCUUAGUGACUAAUGGUGUACGAGCUGCCCCUUUGUGGGACAGUAAGAAGCAAAGUUUUGUGGGCAUGCUGACUAUCACCGAUUUCAUCAACAUUCUGCACCGCUACUAUAAAUCAGCCUUGGUGCAGAUCUAUGAGCUAGAAGAACACAAGAUAGAAACGUGGAGAGAGGUGUACCUACAGGACUCCUUUAAACCACUUGUCUGCAUUUCUCCUAAUGCCAGCUUGUUUGAUGCUGUCUCUUCUUUAAUUCGAAACAAGAUCCAUAGGCUGCCAGUUAUUGACCCGGAAUCAGGCAAUACUCUGUACAUCCUCACCCACAAACGCAUCCUCAAGUUCCUCAAGUUGUUUAUCACCGAGUUUCCCAAGCCAGAGUUCAUGUCUAAGUCUCUGGAAGAGCUUCAGAUCGGCACCUACGCCAACAUUGCCAUGGUCCGCACGACCACCCCUGUCUAUGUGGCUCUGGGCAUCUUUGUGCAGCACCGAGUGUCCGCCCUGCCAGUGGUGGAUGAUAAGGGGCGUGUGGUGGACAUCUACUCCAAGUUUGAUGUUAUCAAUCUGGCAGCCGAAAAGACCUACAACAACCUAGAUGUGUCUGUGACCAAAGCCUUGCAACAUCGGUCGCAUUAUUUUGAGGGGGUCCUCAAGUGCUGCCUUCAUGAGACUCUGGAGACCAUCAUCAACAGGCUGGUGGAAGCAGAGGUUCACCGACUUGUGGUGGUGGAUGAGAAUGACGUGGUCAAGGGAAUCGUAUCUCUGUCCGACAUCCUGCAGGCCCUUGUGCUAACAGGCGGAGAGAAGAAGCCCUGAGCCGGGGGAGAGGAUCAGGCAGCACUCACUGCCUCCAGCAGCUCUGGGAAGGAGAUGACACCUUGGGAGAAUCGGAAUGGUCCCUGCCCUCAGGAGUGCAGGGAGUUGGAAGAGGAAGGAGGAGGAGUGUUCUAGUUGUCCUUACCUUCACACAUAUGCUUGAGAACAUUGUAGUCCAGCCCUUGUCCUCUUAGACCUAGCUCCUUUCUGGGUCGGUGAUGGGCUCUGGGCCCGCCCUCAGGCAGAUUCCGAUCUCUAAGAGAUCCCUAGACUUCACCCUGCCUGUGCCUCCUUCCUGCCCCAAACUCCGCCCUAGGAUAAUAGCACAACAGCCUUCAUAGAGAUAUUUUUAUUCAUCCUGUUUCAUGCUAUUUGGGGGAGGCCAAGUCCCGUUAGUGACAUUUCUUCCCAUAAUGGGAGUGGAGAGCACUGCAGCGAGGAAAGCCUCUGAGUUCCUGAGCUGUUUUUCUCCGGAGGCAGGCAGGUGGGGGUUAAGUGGAGGAUGCGGUAGUUAGCUGAAGUUAAUUACUUUUCAUGGCAAAUCUAAUUAAAAUGACAGCACCCUCCUCGUGGCAUUGCAGUGUUUGAUGUUUGCCGUUGAUAGACACUACUGCUCCAGCCUUCCUCUUUCCUCUGACUCCUGUGACUCGUGAAUAGCAACAAGCACACCACCUGUAUGUAGAUAGAAUGUGUGCUGUGCGCCAGGCACCCUUCUCUGUGCUUUGCUUUACAUAAAUUAAUUAAUUUAACCCUUAGAACGAUGAGAGAUACUAUUGCUAUUCCAGUUUUAUAGACUUUAAAACAAGCAGGCACAGAGAGGUUAAGUAACUUGCCCAAGGUCACACAGCUAGUAAAAAGUAGAGUUGCCAUUUGAGCCCUGACAGUCUGGUUCCAGAUCCCAGGCUCUCUACCGCUACACUAGAUUGCCUUCAAUAGCUGAUAUUCCCUGCAACCCCCUGCUUGCCAGCUCACUGUCCCCUCUGCCCGGAUCAGAGCUGGAAGCCCAUGAGAAUGUUAGGCUGUCACAGUAGACAGGCGAGGGUUUCCUCCAGCCAGAGGCCCGCCACCACCAUCAGCUCUCUACAUGGAGGAGCUGGGCUGUGUUUGCAUUCUUCUGGGCCGUUGUUGUCUUUGAAAGUCUUGCCUUUCUUCCAAGGUGAAAAUAGCUGGAGGAGGGAGAGGGAACAUAUCGGGACCAUGGUGACCCCGUCUUAACCAGUUUGAAUUGAAUUGUGACCCUCCAAAAUUUGUACCCAUGUGCUAGGCCAUGAUUCUUAGUGUUAACAUUGUUUAUCCCCCAUUUUGUGACUAGAUGCAAUCUAUGUGUUGUCAGCCCCAAGCUCUAUGAAGUUGAUGAGGCCAGACACAAUCUAUAGGAUUAGGUAGUAUGUAGAGUCCAUCUCUUGAGAUACAAAAGAGAACAAGUGAGCAGAGAUCAAAGGAACCUGCUGCUAUCAAGAUAGAAGACCCGGAAGCAGAGAAGGCCUUUUGGCCCUGGGAUCUCAGCAUGGGGAACCUCCAAGACACAUGGACAAUCUCCAAGGGUUGACAGGCCCACAGGAGUUGAAAAGAGACAGGGAGCUUCCCCCAGAGCCAACAGAGAGACAGACCCUUCUUCCAGAGCUGGCACUCUGGAUGUGGACUUGUAGCAUCCAAAACAGUGAGAGUAAAUUUGUUUGAAAAAGCCA
Molecule: messenger RNA, 2733 nt
Organism: Echinops telfairi (small Madagascar hedgehog)
Lineage: Eukaryota; Metazoa; Chordata; Mammalia; Afrosoricida; Tenrecidae
Gene: PRKAG1
Product: protein kinase AMP-activated non-catalytic subunit gamma 1
Exons: 12
Coding region: 50-1045 (331 amino acids)
Source: RefSeq, a predicted model, not a curated record